AUGAGUGUUGAUAAUGGGAUUAGGGUUGGUGAUAAUCUGACUGAUGUGCCUCUUGAGAUUGAUGAUUGUUUUAGGAGUGAUGGUCUAGAGGGAUUGACUACUGUGCCUCUUGCAGCAGUUGACUUGUAUAAGGGUAAUGCUCUAGGGAGAAAAGCUGGAGUACCGAAUUACAGUUUUUCGGAAAAUCAAGAGGAGGGUGUUGAUAGACGAGUAGGGUGGAGAGGUGGAACUUCUUUUGUAGCUGCUACUGCUGGUUUCGGUUUUGAUGUUGGCACAAGUAAUACAAAUGGGAAAAACUGGAAGAGGGUAAGAGAUGAAAAUGGAUCAAUGGUUGCUAAUGCUGGCACUAUUGGCAAUAAUGGUGAAGUUGAAAAGGUGAACAGUCAGCAGAUUCAUAUGGCAAUAGGACGGUUUCUAUAUGAAAUUCAGGCUCCUCUGGGUGCCGUGAAGAACUCUGUUUAUUUUCAGCCAAUGAUUGAUGCAAUUGCUUCUGGGGGAAUGGAGAGUAAACCACCCUCGUAUCAUGAUCUUCGGGGUUGGAUAUUAAAUAAUGUGGUUGAAGAAGUAAAGAAUGAUAUUCAUCAGCACAUGAAUACUUGGGAAAGGAAUGGUUGCUCGCUUCUAGUAAACCAAUUGAACUCCGAAAAGGGUAGAAUAUUGCUAAAUUUCUCAGUGUACUGUCCCGAAGGAACAACAUAUUUGAAAUCUGUGGAUGCUUCCUCAUUUAUAAAUUCUCCAGAUGCUUUGUAUGAGAUUCUUAAGCAAGUGUUGGAAGAAGUUGGAGUUGGGCGUGUUUUGCAAGUAAUUACAAAUAGUGAAGAGCACUAUGUUGUUGCUGGGAAGAGGUUGAUGGAUACGUUUCCUACGCUGUACUGGUCUCCCUGUGCUGCUGCUUGCAUAAAUUUGAUACUCGAGGAUUUUGGAAAAGUUGAGUGGAUAAAAUCUAUUAUAGAACAGGCUAGAUCUGUUACAAGAUUUAUCUAUAAACAUGUCGUCAUUCUGAAUAUGAUGCGGAGGUAUACUUUUGGAAAUGACAUUGUGAAGGUGGGAGUAACUCGGUUUGCUACAGACUUUAUGACUUUGAAACAAAUGGCUGACCUUAAAUUCAAUUUGCAGACUAUGGUUACUUCAAAAGAAUGGGAAGGGUGCCCUUAUUCUCAAACAUCAGGAGGAUCAGCAAUGCUGGAUGUAUUAAGUAAUCACACAUUUUGGUCUGCGUGCAUUAUGAUCACCCGAUUAACAAAUCCGCUCCUGCGAGUUUGGAGAAUUGUUGGUAGCCAGAAGAAGGCAGCAAUGGGAUAUGUAUUUGGAGGAAUGUAUCGAGCAAAAGAAACAAUCAAGAGAGAACUUGUCAAGAAAGAAGAAUAUAUGGCUUACUGGAAUAUUAUAGAUUACAGGUGGCAAAAAUUAUGGGAUCUUCCUCUUCAUGCUGCUGGUUUUUACCUUAAUCCCAAGUUUUUCUAUAGCAUCAAGGGAGAAAUGCACAAGGUGAUUAUGUCAAAAAUGCUUGACUGCAUAGAGAAAUUGGUUCCAGAUUUAAAAGUUCAAGACGAAAUUAGCAAAGAGUUAUACUUGUACAAAAAUGCUGUUGGAGAUCUGGGGAGGAAUUUGGCCAUUAGAGCUAGAGACACUCUGCUUCCCGCUGAAUGGUGGUCUACAUAUGGCAGUGGUUGCCCAAAUAUGGCACGUUUUGCAGUUCAUAUUCUCAGUCAAACUUGCAGCUUAAUUCAGUGCAAGGAGAAUCAGAUUCCUUUUGACCAACUGCACAAGACAAGGAACAGCUUAGAGCAUCAACGGCUUAGUGAUUUUGUCUUUGUUCAGUACAACUUGCAACUAAGACAGAUGGUUCAUAAGAACAAAGAGCAUGAGUAUGUGGAUCCUAUAUCAUUUGACAACACCAGCACUGUUGAAGACUGGGUAACAGAGACUGACAUGUACCUAGAAGACAAUGAAAAUACUGAUUGGAAGGCACUUGAACCGCCCUCUUAUAAUUCGAGGCUUUUAGAACUUUCAGUUGAUGAAGCUGAAGACUUGGGUUCAGGCUUUGAUGAUAACGAGAUUUUCUUAAACGGAUUGCAAUUGGUUAAAGAAGAACGCAGAACUUAA
Messenger RNA from Rosa rugosa (rugosa rose), 2106 nucleotides. RefSeq lists its product as uncharacterized. The coding region runs from base 1 to 2106 and encodes 701 amino acids. The record is from RefSeq and is a predicted model, not a curated record. The transcript has 5 exons. Gene Ontology annotation, molecular function: protein dimerization activity. NCBI's taxonomy places the organism in Eukaryota, Viridiplantae, Streptophyta, Magnoliopsida, Rosales, Rosaceae.